AUGGCGGGCGGAGAUGGCUCAUCAGAGCCAGGCGACGAUGAAAAGCUCCAUUCUGGAAAUGAAUCUCUUCCAAAGCCUACAAACCCCCAACCGACUGCAGAGGAAUCCGAGGACGAUGAUGAAGAGGAGGAAGAACCACGAUUGAAAUAUGCCACCUUGACGAGGAACAUUGUCGGAACUCACAAUGGAACCAUUCAUGUCUUUGCGUUAUCACAGUUCCAGCCGCUGAGGGUGUAUCAUGCCCAUACAGCUAGCAUUUCGGCGAUCUCGAUAUCCCCUUAUCCCCCUCCGCUACCCACCUUUCGUGGUGAACCAGCACAAAAAUUAUCAGCGGCAGCUGCUGCUACUAGUGGCAAAUCACCAUCAAGCUCUCCAGCGCCCAAGGGAAAGCAGCAACUUCCCCCCGUCCCGAACAUACCAUCCAACCAGAUCUAUAUUGCAACGUCGUCCAUUGACGGCAAUGUCUGCAUUGCAUCCUUGGUCGAUUCUCGAGAUGUGCAGCUACGAAAUUUCGGGAGGCCUGUGCAAACAGUGGCACUCUCGCCGGAGUAUAAAUCAGACCGAAGCUACCUAUCAGGUGGUCUAGCGGGAAGCCUUAUAUUGACCGUCGGUGGGCAAGCGGGAAAGAGUACCAAUGCUACUACAACAGGGGCUGCCGCUGCCGCCUCUGGCUGGCUAGGAUCUAUUGGUCUGGGGGCCCAUACAGGUUCAGACAAGGUCUUGCACGGCGGUGAAGGCGUUAUCAGUACAAUCAAAUGGUCUCUGUCCGGGAAAUAUAUUUUGUGGGUCAAUGAGCGGGGAAUCAAGAUUAUGAGGUCAAAUCUGAAGCUGGAAAGCGGAGAGUCGGACCAAGAGUGGAAAAGAAUCAGCCAUAUUGACAGACCCACCCGACCUGGAUGGGAAGAAAUGGCUGGAGUCUGGAAGGCCCGCGCUGAAUGGAUCGAUCGGGACAAUCUCGAAGCUGAUAACGACUUACCUAUCACCUCUGCCGUACCUUCUACAGCGAACGGCGUAUCACCCAAGCCAGGUCCCAAGAAGGCCAAAACCGAAGAAAUAUUGAUAGGUUGGGGAGACUCGGCAUGGAUAGUCAAAGUCUAUCCGGGGUCUACUGAGAACGGAACUGAGAGUAAAAUGGGACGCGCAGAGGUCGCUACGAUUAUACGAUUUGAUGAUUGUACAAUAUCUGGAAUUUCGCUAUAUACCCCGAGUUUGCUUUUAGUACUUGCAUACAUGGAGAAGAAAGGGGAUCACUCAACGCCCCAAAGCAAUGAACCGGGCAAAAAAGGUCGUCGUGUACGACACAAUGCCCUAGAACCGGAGUUGCGUUUGGUUGACAUUAACACAAAGGAGGAAAUCGGCACCGACACGCUCACUGUGAGCAGAUUUGAAACCCUUUCGGCGUCAGACUAUCAUCUAGGCGUUCUUCCGCCCGUUCGAAUUCCCGCUGGUCUCGUACAUAGAGGAUAUCUUAGUACGAUCGGUUCGGGGAUGAGCACAGUGGGCUCAGGUCUCUACACAGGAGUCGAAACUGUUGGCCAAGGUAUGUGGGAUGCUACGAUGUACGGACCACGAAUGUUAGGUGCCAAUCGGAUCUUCAGUGGUGCGGCAAGCAUCAGAAGUGGCGCAAGUGGCCCUGAGCGAACGGGAAGCACCAGGGAACGCAAUUAUCUUACAGGCUGGAUCCCUGGAUUGGGUUCAAGCGAAACGAAUGCCCACGAAGACGUGAAUACAAUGGCAGUCGCGCAGAGUAUGAAGAUAUUCAUCUACAGUCCCUACGAUUGUAUCGUCGCAGUCAGACGCAACCUCCACGACCGAAUGCAGUGGCUGGUGAGUGUGAACCGAUAUCAACAAGCUUGGGAGCUGGUGGAUCAGCAUCCCGAAGCCGCUGGAACCGCAGCAGAAUCUUUCGAACCAUCAACUCCGCCAACACCGUCUAAGGCGAGCUCUUUCGCCAAACCUAGCUCCGGCGUCCCGCCCAGUCCGACUCAAGCCCAUCACCAGGCCACCUUGGCCGAAUUUUUUGCGGACUCCGCCUCCGUUACCAGUUCGGCUCAAGUUAAGACGGAGAGCAAGUUCUCUGCUGCAGAGAAAGAGAAGCGCCGAAUAGGCGAGCUCUGGCUGAAACAACUGGUUGAUGCCAAUAAUUGGGUUGAUGCUGGCGAGGUCGCUGCCAAAGUGUUGAACACAACAACCCGAUGGGAGCAUUGGGUUUGGAUAUUCAUCAAAAAUAAGAAAUUGGAUGAGAUAUCGCCUCACGUCCCGACUCUGGAGUUGACACCUCCGCUUCCGUCAUCCAUUUUUGAGAUAAUCCUGGGCCACUAUGUGGAGACGGACAGGAUACGAUUCAAAGAGUUGCUUGAUCAGUGGCCGUCGGACUUGUUCGAAAUCAGCAGUAUCACGACAGCAAUUGAAGACCAAUUCCGAAACGGUAGUGCGCCCAAAGGUUCGGAGGACUGGAGAUUGUUGCAAGAAAGUUUGGCAAAGCUUUUCCUGGCUGAUGGGCGUUACAAUGAUGCUCUCAAAUGCUACAUCGGUCUUCAGUACGCCGACGCGGCUAUGUCACUGAUCAGGGAGCAUCACCUCGUCGACGCGAUCGCCGACGAUAUUCCCAGUUUUGUGAUGCUACGGGUAUCGCUUAACGAAUUGAAGUCGGCGUCACUGGACGAGCUGGGCGAGCUGGCAUCUGAACCAAUUAACGUCCUUGUGGAUGAAGCCACUGCGGGAGUGGUUGAGCCUGAUGAGGUCGUCGCGCAACUUGAUUCUCCCCUUCUGAAACCUUUUCUUUAUUUCUAUCUUCGUGCUCUUUGGCGUGGUGAGAGCACAGCGCCUGAACCUGCACGAUCUCGCGUCGGCCACUCCGCUGUUGUGACAUCACUUGUGGCGGACAGGGGCAAGCAACUGGUAGAACAAUUUGCGGAUACCGCGGUCGAACUUUUCACGGAAUAUGAUCGAGACCUGCUGAUGGAGUUUCUGCAAGCGUCAACAGCCUACACAUUCGAAAAAGCGGUCCAAGUUUGUGAAAAGAAGCAUUAUGUCGAAGAACUGGUCUACCUGUUGAGCAAAACCGGACAAAUGAAGAAAGCACUGUUUCUGAUCAUCGACGAACUCGGGGACGUCUCAAAAGCUAUCGCUUUCGCCAAAGAACAAGACGAUCAGGGUCUCUGGGACGAUUUACUCGAAUACAGUAUGUCGAGACCCCGGUUCAUUUCCGGGCUGUUGGCAGAGGUUGGGACCGCGAUUGAUCCGAUUACCUUGGUCAAAAGAAUACCGUCUGGACUCGAGGUCGAGGGAUUAAAAGACGGCCUGAAAAAGAUGAUUCGAGAACACGAUCUGCAGGAUAGCAUCAGCUCUGGUGUAGCCACGGUGUUGAGCGGUGAAGUCGCCGUUGGUAUGGAAACCCUGCGACGUGGUCGGAGAAAGGGUAUCAAGUUUGAUGUUUUGGAAGCCACUCCUCGUCCCAAGAAACCAGCAGUUCAUGAUGUCGACGGUCAACAAGAGCACGCGACAGAGCAGCAAGCCGAAGGCGGGAAUGAUGCUCAACCAGGACAUUGUGCAUCGUGUCAUAAGGCAUUUCACCAAGACGAGACGGAUACGCUAGUGGGAUUUGCUUGUGGACAUGUGUACCACGUCCCGCAUCUUCUCCGUGGCCCAGACGCGGAGGGUGAUGAAGUGCUUCUACCCCGGAAUGCGACUGCACAGAAAAGCCAGGAUGACGAAGGCGAUGCCGAUGAAACCCGGUUCUCAAGAUCCGUUGGCCCCAAAGUCACAUAUGCGCGUUUAUUGAAGGACAAGAUUCAAGCCGUGGGCGGGUGUAUCCUUUGUCGAGAGUCUAGCGAGAAGAUGGAAGCUGUGGGCGGUGGAUAA
Rhinocladiella mackenziei CBS 650.93 is the source of this 3864-nucleotide messenger RNA. RefSeq lists its product as uncharacterized. The transcript is spliced from 4 exons. NCBI's taxonomy places the organism in Eukaryota, Fungi, Ascomycota, Eurotiomycetes, Chaetothyriales, Herpotrichiellaceae. Gene Ontology annotation, cellular component: HOPS complex; late endosome. Bases 1 to 3864 code for a protein of 1287 amino acids. Gene Ontology annotation, biological process: protein targeting to vacuole; vesicle-mediated transport; macroautophagy. The record is from RefSeq and is a predicted model, not a curated record. Gene Ontology annotation, molecular function: protein binding.